UGAGGUUCCACCAAAAUAUGGAACUUGAUUUUGGACAUUUUGAUGAAAGAGAUAAGACAUCCAGGAACAUGAGAGGCUCGCGGAUGAAUGGGCUGCCUAGCCCCACUCACAGCGCCCAUUGUAGCUUCUACCGAACCCGAACCUUGCAGGCACUGAGCAACGAGAAGAAAGCCAAGAAGGUACGUUUCUACCGCAAUGGGGACCGCUACUUCAAGGGGAUUGUGUACGCUGUGUCCUCUGACCGUUUUCGCAGCUUCGACGCCUUGCUGGCUGACCUGACACGAUCUCUGUCUGACAACAUCAACCUGCCUCAGGGAGUGCGUUACAUUUACACCAUUGAUGGAUCCAGGAAAAUCGGAAGCAUGGAUGAACUGGAAGAAGGGGAAAGCUAUGUUUGCUCCUCAGACAACUUCUUUAAAAAGGUGGAGUACACCAAGAAUGUCAAUCCCAACUGGUCUGUCAAUGUGAAGACAUCUGCUAAUAUGAAAGCCCCUCAGUCCCUGGCUAGCAGCAACAGUGCCCAGGCCAGAGAAAACAAGGACUUUGUGCGCCCCAAGCUGGUGACCAUCAUCCGCAGUGGGGUGAAGCCUCGGAAGGCUGUGCGUGUGCUUCUGAACAAGAAGACAGCCCACUCUUUUGAGCAAGUCCUCACUGAUAUCACUGAAGCCAUCAAACUAGAGACCGGGGUUGUCAAAAAACUCUACACUCUGGAUGGAAAACAGGUAACCUGUCUCCAUGAUUUCUUUGGUGAUGACGAUGUGUUUAUUGCCUGCGGUCCUGAAAAAUUUCGUUAUGCUCAGGAUGACUUUUCUCUGGAUGAAAAUGAAUGCCGAGUCAUGAAGGGAAACCCAUCAGCCACAGCUGGCCCAAAGGCAUCCCCAACACCUCAGAAGAGUUCAGCCAAGAGCCCCGGCCCCAUGCGCCGGAGCAAGUCUCCAGCUGACUCAGGUAACGACCAAGACGCAAACGGAACCUCCAGCAGCCAGCUCUCUACCCCCAAGUCUAAGCAGUCUCCCAUCUCUACGCCCACCAGUCCUGGCAGCCUCCGGAAGCACAAGGACCUGUACCUGCCUCUGUCCUUGGAUGACUCAGACUCACUUGGCGAUUCCAUGUGAAGGAGGAGAAUGUUCAGAGUCCAGAGUA
Molecule: messenger RNA, 1143 nt
Organism: Physeter macrocephalus (sperm whale)
Lineage: Eukaryota; Metazoa; Chordata; Mammalia; Artiodactyla; Physeteridae
Gene: DCX
Product: doublecortin
Exons: 6
Coding region: 18-1115 (365 amino acids)
Biological process (GO): axoneme assembly; intracellular signal transduction; neuron migration
Cellular component (GO): neuron projection; microtubule organizing center; microtubule
Molecular function (GO): microtubule binding
Source: RefSeq, a predicted model, not a curated record